GUCGCAUUAUUAUAGAAUAAUGGACAACUUUGGAUUCGUGAGGGAUGAAUCGUAUUUUGAAAACUUUGUUGAAAAAUUUCGUCGUGGUUCACCUAUCGUCGAAAUACAGAAUAUUCAAAGAUAGAACGAGUUCGAGUUCGGCUCGGGUGUGAUGUUAAGUUGCACUGGAUAAUUUUUGGAUUUAUAAGUUACGUGGUUAAUUAUAUCAGCAAUAUAAAUAUUUUUUGUUGAAAGUAUAGUUUAACCUGGAGUUUUGGAGUCAGAGAAAUUGAGGACAUUUGGAGUCAUGUACUGUUCUGAAGAAAGUAUCCUGCUCAGGGGCGAGCUUCCCUCAACCAGGCGCUUCAGUAAGCAUCUAUGUUUUGAACUACAUAUCAACACAGACCGCGGGAGAAUCCUGGUUGCUGUUCAGGGGGACACUAUGAAACCAGCUAUCGUGACCUACCACGACUUGGGGCUCAACUACUUAAGUUUCGAGUCUUUUUUUAAUCACGAAGACAUGCAAGAUAUUUUGGACAACUUCUGUGUCUACCACAUGAAUGCGCCUGGGCAAGAGGAAGGUGCUGCGACUCUGCCGGAAAAUUACACUUACCCAACGUUGGAUGAGCUCGCAAGUCAAAUAAAAUAUGUUCAAGCCCGGUUUGGUUUUAAAACAUUCAUCGGUUUGGGAGUCGGAGCUGGUGCAAAUAUCCUCGCUAGAUACGCUAUAAACAACCCAUCAAAGAUGGAGGGACUGGCGCUGAUCAACUGCACGUCAACACAGCUAGGUUGGCUGGACUGGGCCUAUUUUAAAAUGACGUGCCGAAUGAUGCGUAGGCGCGGCAUGUGCGAGUCCGCUGUCGAAUUCCUGCUCUGGCACCAUUUCGGAAGGAUACCAGAGGAAUGUAAUCCAAAUGUAGUGUCGAAGUAUCGUUACCAGUUCGCAAACAUUCCGAACCCAGUAAACGUGGCGAUGUUCAUAGAUGUUUUUGGGAAGAGGCAGGACUUGCGCCUUUCUCGCGAUAGUGCGACCAUGCAGAUCCCUGUCUUGAACAUAGUUGGUGCCCUGUCGCCAUUUGUGGAUGCUACGGUCACGUUUAACAGCCGCCUCGAACCUUCUAUGUCUGCUUGGAUGAAGAUAUCUGACUCCUCAAUGGUGCUUGAAGAAGAACCCGGUAAAGCGGCUGAGGCAUUCCGUCUCUUUUUACAGGGCGAAGGCUACGUGUCACCGAUACCCAAGAAAAUAUUAUUACCAAGAAAUGACAGCAUUCACUCUGGUGAUCGUCGUUCUUGUCGCCACUCGCCAGUAAUCCGUAUCACUGAAAACCCUAUUUCAGAAGCUGUUGCGUGUUAGACGCUAAUUGUCCUAAAACUGUUAUCCACUAGAGCGAUAAAAUGCGGGGUUAUAUGAAACAAGGCGAAUAUAAAAAAAUGCAAAAAUUUAAAUUAUACGAUACAAAAUUUAUGGGAUAUCUGUUAGUCUUCUUUUGUUUAGUCUCAAAUGAAAUGUUCGAUAUUUCCUCAAUCAAGUAUUUUAUUAUUAUUUAAAUUGAUUAUUUUUUUAAAGAUGAAAUAUACGACUCUAUCCCUCAA
Pieris brassicae (large cabbage white) is the source of this 1572-nucleotide messenger RNA. RefSeq names its product protein NDRG3-like (gene MESK2). Gene Ontology annotation, cellular component: cytoplasm. The transcript is spliced from 10 exons. The coding region runs from base 287 to 1333 and encodes 348 amino acids. Gene Ontology annotation, biological process: signal transduction. The record is from RefSeq and is a predicted model, not a curated record. Lineage: Eukaryota; Metazoa; Arthropoda; Insecta; Lepidoptera; Pieridae.